Pipistrellus nathusii (Nathusius's pipistrelle) is the source of this 2487-nucleotide messenger RNA. The record is from the annotation of a GenBank genome assembly. NCBI's taxonomy places the organism in Eukaryota, Metazoa, Chordata, Mammalia, Chiroptera, Vespertilionidae.
AUGUCCGAGGCUGGCGGAGCGGGAGCCGGGGCGGGGGCCGGGGCCGGGGCGCCGCCGCCCCCGCCGCCCCCCGCGCCGCCGCCGCUGCCGCCGCAGGGCUCCCCGGGCGCCGCCGCCGCCGCCGCCGGGGGCUCGGGCGCCUGCGGACCCGCCACGGCGGUGGCGGCGGCGGGCACGGCCGAAGGACCCGGAGGCGGCGGCUCGGCCCGGAUCGCCCUGAAGAAGGCGCAGCUGCGCUCCGCCCCGCGGGCCAAGAAACUGGAGAAACUCGGCGUGUACUCCGCCUGCAAGGCCGAGGAGUCAUGUAAAUGCAAUGGCUGGAAAAACCCCAACCCUUCUCCCACUCCCCCCAGAGCCGAUCUGCAGCAGAUGAUUGUCAGCCUCACAGAAUCCUGCCGGAGUUGUAGCCAUGCCCUCGCUGCUCACGUUUCCCACUUGGAGAAUGUGUCGGAGGAAGAAAUGAACAGACUCCUGGGAAUAGUGUUGGAUGUGGAGUAUCUCUUUACCUGUGUGCAUAAGGAAGAGGAUGCAGACACCAAACAAGUUUAUUUCUACCUGUUCAAGCUCUUGAGGAAGUCUAUUUUACAAAGAGGAAAACCUGUGGUUGAAGGCCCUCUGGAGAAGAAGCCCCCAUUUGAAAGACCUAGCAUCGAACAGGGCGUGAAUAACUUUGUACAGUACAAGUUCAGUCACCUGCCAUCCAAAGAAAGGCAGACCAUAGUGGAGUUGGCAAAAAUGUUCCUGAACCGCAUCAACUAUUGGCAUCUGGAGGCACCAUCGCAACGAAGGCUGCGCUCUCCCAAUGAUGACAUCUCCGGAUACAAGGAGAACUACACAAGGUGGCUGUGUUAUUGCAACGUACCCCAGUUCUGCGACAGUCUACCUCGGUAUGAAACCACCCAGGUGUUUGGGAGAACCCUGCUUCGCUCCGUCUUCACCGUGAUGCGACGCCAGCUCCUGGAACAAGCAAGACAGGAGAAAGACAAACUGCCCCUGGAGAAACGGACUCUAAUCCUCACCCAUUUCCCAAAGUUUCUGUCCAUGUUAGAAGAAGAAGUUUAUAGUCAAAACUCUCCUAUCUGGGAUCAAGACUUUCUGUCGGCCUCUUCCAGAACCAGCCAGCUAGGGAUCCAAACAGUCAUCAAUCCACCUCCUGUGGCUGGGACGAUUUCAUACACUUCAAACUCAUCUUCCCUUGAGCAGCCGAAUGGAGGGAGCAGCAGUCCUUCCGGCAAAGGCGCUUCUGGGCUUGAGGCAAACCCAGGAGAAAAGAGGAAAAUGAAUGACUCUCAUGUUUUGGAGGAGGCCAAGAAACCCCGAGUAAUGGGAGAUAUUCCAAUGGAAUUAAUCCAUGAAGUCAUGUCUACCAUCACGGACCCUGCAGUGAUGGUUGGACCAGAGAACAAUCUUCUGUCAGCACAUUCGGCCAGGGAUGAGGCAGCAAGGAUGGAAGAGCGGAGGGGUGUGAUUGAAUUUCAUGUGGUCGGCAACUCCCUGAACCAGAAACCCAACAAGAAGAUCCUGAUGUGGCUGGUGGGUCUACAGAACGUGUUCUCCCAUCAGCUGCCCCGAAUGCCCAAAGAGUACAUCACACGGCUUGUCUUUGACCCGAAACACAAAACCCUUGCUUUAAUUAAAGAUGGCCGUGUUAUUGGAGGUAUCUGUUUCCGGAUGUUUCCAUCCCAAGGAUUUACGGAGAUUGUUUUCUGUGCUGUAACAUCAAAUGAGCAAGUCAAGGGCUAUGGAACACACCUGAUGAAUCAUUUGAAAGAAUUUCAUAUAAAACACGACAUCCUGAACUUCCUCACAUAUGCAGAUGAAUAUGCAAUCGGAUAUUUCAAGAAACAGGGUUUCUCCAAAGAAAUUAAAAUACCUAAAGCCAAAUAUGUCGGCUACAUCAAGGACUAUGAAGGAGCCACUUUAAUGGGAUGUGAGCUAAAUCCCCAGAUCCCAUACACAGAAUUUUCUGUCAUCAUUAAGAAGCAGAAGGAGAUCAUCAAAAAGCUGAUAGAAAGAAAGCAAGCCCAGAUUCGAAAAGUCUACCCUGGACUUUCAUGUUUUAAAGACGGAGUUCGGCAGAUUCCGAUAGAAAGCAUUCCUGGAAUUAGAGAGACAGGCUGGAAACAGAGUGGAAAAGAAAAAAGUAAAGAGCCCAAAGACUCUGACCAGCUCUAUAGCACACUCAAGAGCAUCCUCCAGCAGGUGAAGAGCCAUCAAAGCGCUUGGCCCUUCAUGGAACCUGUGAAGAGAACAGAAGCUCCGGGAUAUUAUGAAGUUAUAAGGUUCCCCAUGGAUCUGAAAACCAUGAGUGAACGCCUCAAGAAUAGGUACUACGUGUCUAAGAAAUUAUUCAUGGCAGACUUACAGCGAGUCUUCACCAACUGCAAAGAGUACAACCCUCCUGAGAGUGAAUACUACAAAUGUGCCAAUAUCCUGGAGAAAUUCUUCUUCAGUAAGAUUAAGGAAGCUGGGUUAAUUGACAAGUGA